AUGUUUAAGCAAGCUACCUCUUUCAAUCACUUCGUCGGUGGUUGGACCGAGAAAGAAGGUUUAACGACUCCGCAAAUCUUUAAUGGCGCUACCGCUUUUUUGGCAAAGUAUACCUCUGCCUCGUGUGGCAUCAGCGCAAAACCGAGCGAGUGUCGCGUUCCUUUGACAGAUGCUACUUUCUCGAGUGCCAUUACAGCUUGUCUUAACGAAUCUCCCACAGCAGGAGAGUGCACAGAGUACGCAAUUUCUUCCGGGUACGGCGUGAUGCCGUAUUGGGACGUUUCGAAGGUGACUGAUAUGGAGGACGCGUUCAAGGAUAAAGGUGCCUUCAACGCGGAUCUCUCGAAGUGGGACGUUUCGAGCGUUACGGAUAUGAACAGAAUGUUUAAGAAUGCUGAAGAUUUCAAUCAAGACAUCUCGAAUUGGAACGUUGCGAGCGUUACGGAUAUGAACAGAAUGUUCUUUAAUGCUGAAGAUUUCAAUCAAGUCCUCUCGAAUUGGAACGUUGCGAGCGUUACGGAUAUGUACGGAAUGUUUGAGGAAGCUAUCGCUUUCAAUACAGGCAUCUCGGGGUGGGAUGUUUCUCAAGUCGAAACUAUGGAAGAGAUGUUUAAUGGAGCCUCGAGUUUCAAUCAAGACGUUUCGGACUGGUCAGUCAGCGUGUCUGCGACGACAACCAACAUGUUCACAGGUUCAGCUUUUGUAACCUCGAGAAGCGACCUCGCGGUGACUGUUUCCAACGACGGCGCGACGACGUCGGACGAAGAAUUCGCGCUCGGCGUUUCGGUGUCCGCAACCGCGUGCUCUUCUUCGUGUGAUUUAUCCGAAGGCGGAACGUCAACCGACGAUGUUCGCGCUGAAGGCGGCUUGUAUUGCGAUGUGACUGUGAAAACAACGGGCUCGACUUGCUCGAGUCCGACGACUUUGGGUACCGUCAUGUGCAUGAGUUGGCCCAAUUUCUACAAUCACGAUAAAGCGUCGGCGUACAAAUACGCGCUCACGACAACUAAUAGCGGUGGUAGUGUGAUUGAAGGAGAUUACACAGUCAAUUACGCGUGUGAAUGGAAAUUCAAAGGCACGAGCACAGCCCCUGGCGCUUCUAUGAAUAUCGCCACCGUUCAGGGAACGGGAGCGGCUGCGUUUAAGGUUGCUGAAGGUUGCUCGGAUACCUUACCGACUGCGCUGUCGACUAUCUCGCUUCCUGAUCUUUUCGUUCUGUCCGUUCCAGAAUUCCUGGCUGUCACGGAUAGCGACGACUGCGACAACGUCGAAACGAUCUUAGAGACUGCUUUUCGCAAGUACGACACGAGUCCCCUCGAUGGCACGCUUCAUGCGAGCGAAUGGGAAACGGCAUUUUUGCAACACGACGUCAGCACGACGUACGUGAAAUCUAAAUAUAACAGUGAUUCGUUUGAUUCGUUCACGCUGAGUCAAGUCAUCAACAGCGCGAUGCUUCCACGAGUUUGCAAGACCGGGAUUAGUAGCGCUGACGUGUAUUUCGAUUACAUCACGUAUCCAGAUAAGAAUACUGACGUGGAUUCUGGUUCUGCAGAGUUGAAUUCGUGCAACGACGCGACGGAAAAACUCACCGUCACACUUGGUUUCGGUCGUGCACCGACAGCCUCAGAUGCCGUGUGCGUGUAUUCGGACGGCUACUUGUUUAAGGAUUACGAGAGCGAGGCCUUCUCUUCUAAGACUUUUGAAGAUAAGCGCCCUUCGAUGAGAACCGGCGACGACGCCAUCGAAUUGGUUGGUCACUUUACCUUUGACGACGACAAUAUUUUUGAAGGGUACGAGACUGUCGGAUGCGAUCCGGGUGGUCAGUGUUUGAAAACAACCGCGAAUUCUGAUGGAUACACGUGGAAUGAUUCUGAUAGCAGCGCGAUCUCAAUCGGAGGCGAGAGCGCGAUUAUGACGUGGAUUCACUUCGCUUCUUCGAGAAGUGAAGACGACGUCAUUUACUACUCGGAGGUCACUCCUUCUGGCACAUCAUGCACGCGCAAAGUUUACUUUACUGUAACUAGCUCAUAUACACUUAAAGCGGGUUACGAAUGUGGAUCUACGUCAAACGAAGUUUCGUACGAUUUGACUUCAUCAAGUGAGAAAAGCCAAGGAUGGCACCACGUCGCGAUGAUUUCCGAGUACAAUAAUCUCGCCGUAUAUUUUGAUGGCGCACAAAAGGCGACGGUUGGAUCUUCGACUUGGGAUGGUCAUAAAUUGGAGCAAGAAGGACUCAACGUGGCGGGAAAAACGCUUUUCAACUCUCCGUACGUUCCGGAUUACGUCUACGAUGAUUUUCGCGCGUACACCGGUGUUCUCACCGCGCUGCACGUGCAAUCCAUCUACGAGCUCGGAAGGGAAGUCAGAUCGGCGAAUCUCGCGGAAGCGAAGCCGCAAUCGCGACGCACGUUUUGUGUCAUUGCGAAAUACGGCAGCGUUCAAAGCGCCUACACGCCGUGUGCGACUGGGUUGUUUUACAACGGCUUGGUGAUUGAUUUAUUGACGUCGAUUGAGACGACCGGUGUCGUCUUCCAGUUCAGAGACACGGCUCUCGACGAGAUUGGCUACGAAGUUCUCCGUCGCGAGAGCGGAUCGACGUCGAGCUACGACGUCGUUCUUUUCAUCGAUAGCGGCAUGAGUGGAUGCUCGUACACGUACAACAUGCUUUCUUUCUACGACGCCGACGCGGCAAAAGAGCCCGGGGUGACGUGGGAAUACGCUAUUCGAACGAAGUACGACGCUUCGACACAUUCGGAUGUCAUUUCAGACGCCUACACGUACGUCGUGCCUUGGUACGGCACCGUGGAUGGCACUGUUGUCGCUGGAGAUACAGAAGUUCCCGUGGCCGACGUGCGCGUGUGCGCGCGACUGGAUUCAAGCACGACGUCUGCUACCGAUCUUCUCGAGCUCGGUAGUAAAGUACCUUCAAGCGAGAGCUCACACAUGGCAAAAAACCGGUACGUGACGCAUUCCGCCGAGACGCUGAGUGCGUUUGAGGCUACUGAUUUCGAUGCGAGCACAUCCGUGUCUUUGAAUCACGGCGAGCACCUUAACGUAAAUCUGGACGUGUUUGCUUCAGUUACUGAGAUUAAAUUGAGUUUUUGGACUACGUCAACGCCGCUCUCGAGCUCGAUUGUUGCUCGUGUGCUCGACUUUGACGAUCCAGACGACAACGGAGAUCGUGGGCUACGAUGUAUUUCCUCGUCGCUUACGUCUCUCGGAGCGACCGAAAAUUUUGAAAUCGACGAAGAUGGGUAUAUCCUCGUCUUCAGACACGACAGUUCCACCGGUGAAUACUUUUCAAAUGCGAACUCUUGGGCCGAAGCCAAACGCACCGGCGAUUCUUCUGCAGAUCACAAGUAUUCUCGUCUCGACGAAGUAGAAGCGUACGGUAAAUCCGACGACGGUUAUUACGAAUUCAAGAUCGUAUAUCCGUCAAUCAGCGGAGGGACGAAUAUCUGGACGCAAACGUCCAAUCCGGUCACUGCAACGAGUCAAGGAGUUAAUGGAUACGAAGAUACGUCGAUUGGAGCGCCGGGUAGUUGGGGUUUCCGCGGCUUGGAGUAUAACAACGGAGGUUCAAGCUUUCUCGAUGGUUCUAUCGAUAGUGGCAGUUGGUGGUUUUCCAUUGGAGCGAAACAAGCACAUAGUGGCGGUAUUCCGGGACCAACGGGUACGGUAGUGUCCGAGGUGAAGCUUUACGUGAAAGCACACCACUCUCCCACCCCAAAUUACGAACAAACGUACUCGUGCGUAGGUACGCACGUGACGGCGUUUCCAGGUCAACACGUGACAAUUCUGAACGAUUUGGGCAGCAGCGUCUCGAUUUUCGAAAUCGAAGUCACCGGUGACGAGUUGGCGUGUCCGUACUACGGCUUUAGCGACGACGACGGGAAUUUCGAGAUUGAGAUACACGAAGCGACCGGAGUUUCGCAAAAGAAGACAAAAGUCGCGGUUCGCGCUUUCAAAACGGACGUGUUUGACCCAGAAGACGUGUCUGUGUUCACGCCGAUGAAAGAAGGAAGUGACAAUUUAAUCACGAUAAAAUCGCCCGAAGCGGUUUUGAUCGCGCUCGAAUACGAUGAUACUACUGAUUCAAGUGGCUCGUCGUCUUCUUCCACACCCGCUGCGUCAUUUUCUGCGCUUGGAAACUCUCAGAGUGCGAAAUCAUUUUCUAAAAAUGCCGAACAUUCAGGUCAAGUCAAAAACGAAAAUGUUGCGUCUCUCGGAGCGACCGAAAAUUUUGAAAUCGACGAAGAUGGGUAUAUCCUCGUCUUCAGACACGACAGUUCCAACGGUGACUACUUUUCAAAUGCGGACUCUUGGGCCGAAGCCAAACACACCGGCGAUUCUUCUGCAGAUUACAAGUAUUCUCGUCUCGACGAAGUAGAAGCGUACGGUAAAUCCGACGACGGUUAUUACGAAUUCAAGAUCGUAUAUCCGUCAAUCAGCGGAGGGACGAAUAUCUGGACGCAAACGUCCAAUCCGGUCACUGCAACGAGUCGAGGAGUUAAUGGAUACGAAGGUACGUCGAUUGGAGCGCCGGGUAGUUGGGGUUUCCGCGGCUUGGAGUAUAACAACGGAGGUUCAAGCUUUCUCGAUGGUUCUAUCGAUAGUGGCAGUUGGUGGUUUUCCAUUGGAGCGAAACAAGCACAUAGUGGCGGUAUUCCGGGACCAACGGAUACGGUAGUGUCCGAGGUGAAGCUUUACGUGAAAGCACACCUGAGCCCUCCUACACCCCCUCCUUCACCAUCGCCUCCACCAAUAUUUUUGACGAAUAUGCUCGAGGAUACGGGUGCGACGAUUUACGCGAGCGACGCAGUCGCCGGCGAUAAUUUUGGGAGAGGUGUAUCGCUUUACGGCGAUACUGCGUUAAUUGGAGCUUGGAAAGAUGACGACCAAGGUGGUGGAAGUGGUUCGGUGUAUGUGUUUACGCGAUCGGGUGGAACGUGGAACGAAGAAACGAAAAUAUAUCCAUUGGAUCCGUCUGCAUCGAAGUAUUUCGGAACUUCCGUUUCGUUAUAUGUCGACACAGCUCUGAUUGGAAGGUCGUACGAUAAUGCUAAGGGUACCGAAGCCGGCGCGGUGUACGUCUUUACAAAAGUCAGUUCGACAUCUUGGACGCAAGAGACGAAAUUGUACGCGUCGGACGCAGCUACCUACGACCAUUUCGGUACGUCAGUCUCACUUCAUAAAGACACGGCGUUGAUUGGAGCGCUAUCGGACGAUGAUAAAGGCACCAACGCAGGAUCCGUUUACGUCUUUUCUCGAACGACGACGACGUGGACGCAACAGACAAAACUGUACGCGUCCAACCCAUCCACGUCUUCUUGGGGUAACUUUGGCAAUAGCGUUUCUUUGCACGGAGAUACCGCAAUGGUGGGGAGUUAUGAGGAUGAUCCAGAGUUGAAUGCAGGUGCAGUAUACGUGUUCGCGCGAUCACUCGCAUCGGACGGAGUUACCGUUUCUUGGACUGAAGAGACGAAGCUUUACGCUUCAGACGGGGCGACUGGUAACCAAUUCGGCAAGGCGAUAUCGUUACACGGCGAUACCGCUCUCAUUACUGUUAAUACCGGUGCGGUGUACAUUUUUACGCGAUCAUAUGGAUCGGAUGGAAUCAACACUGUUUCUUGGAAUGAAGAGACGAAGAUUGACGCGUCCGCUAAUGACGAUACCGGUACUUCGGUAUCGUUAUACGGCGAUACCGCUCUUAUUGGAGCUACUUCGAAUGACGAUAAAGCGACCAAUGCGGGCAAAGUGUACGUAUUCCGCUCACCGAGUCCUCCUCCGAGUCCUCCUCCGAGUCCGCCUCCGAGUCCGCCUCCGCCACCAUCGCCGCCGCCGAGUCCACCACCGGCGGAAUUCGUGGACGCCAACGACGACAAGAGCUCACACGUAUCCAAGGAAGAAUUUAUCGCGUACGCUCAAACGAGGAUGGAAUAUUCAGACGCAUUCGUUAUUCUCCCUGACGACGUUUGGAAUUCAUUCGACGAGGACGGCGACGACAGUCUUUCCGUGACUGAAUUCAUGAGCGCGGUUUCGGCGUUUGAUGACGGUAAAAUUGAAGGCACGCCGUGGUUGGUGUAUUCGCUUCAAGAAACUGAAUACUUGACGGAUUUUUAUGUGAACGAUGAGUCAUCGAGUUCGAGUAAUGACGAGUAUCCCGCCAUCGCGCUCGCUCCGAACGCGGACACCACCAUGCCAAUAACAAAUACCGCGUGGCAAACUUGGUACGAAGAUGUGAUGACGAAUUCUUCUUUUUCCUUCGCUUCUCCGAGUAAUUACACAGAAAGCGGCGGACCGGUAACCAUGGGUGUCACCGAUGCUCCCGAAACGGCAUCUGCUUUCAUUCCUCUCGUCGCGCGAACCUCUGCAAACGCGGUGCAAAUCGUGUUCAAUAAAGACGCAGAAUCUACAAAAACGUCCGGAUUCGAUGCUCUUCUUUCGACGUAUUUUCCGUCGUCGUCGGCUAAUCUGACUGUCCGCGCGACUGAACAAAUCGACGACGUCGUGCACGUUUUUGAAGUUACCGACCAAGGUAACGAUACUCCACAAUCCGAAAAGAAAUACCCCAUCAAACACCUCGGUAGCGCCGGCGAUGAAAUCAAAGAUAACACCGUCGUGACAAUUUCCGGAAUCGUUCGUUUUCCUGGAAGCAGAACGCAAGAUGUCGUCUGCGGUCUUCCAUUCGCCACCAUCAAGGCGUACAAAAAAAUUUGCUCGUUGAAAGGAGAGUGCGAUUACGAGGAAGCCACGGAGUACACGGCGGACUCGCUCGGUUACUUUCAAGUUUCGGUGACACCUGGCGAGUCUGUUUUAUUCGCCGCGAGUUAUGACACGCACGAUCUUUGCUACGCCGGAACUUCGUUAGAAGACGAGUGCGACGAGACCGGAGACGCUCUCACGUUGAGUCUGACGAGCUCCACCACGGAAGAUGUGAGCGCGUACGUCGAGCUCGAUGCAAUCGUCGGCGGAGAAUACAUGGUGUUUUAUGAUUUCACCGCGCGCACGGUCGACGUGGGUUUAUACGCCGGCGCGUGUGGCACAUCGUAUUCAAAUUACGAGAUGUUGAUUACGCCCGCGAACGGGUGCGGCGCGGCUGUCACGGUCUCUCACACGGAUAUCAACGGAUGGACGAGAGAAGACGCGAGCGAUUCGACGCCAAACGUGAGGUAUUGGCCGUACGCGGCGAUGGAUUAUUACAUUCAACUCGACGAUGCUCCGACUCUCGAGGAUACGAAAUUGAACGGCAAGGAAGGUGCGACGUGCACCGCUUCAGGCUCGGAUAUUCUGUCGUAUUUCCGCGACAGAGAUUUGCUCGUGCGCACGCUCGGAUUCCUCGUCAGCGCAUACGAAACGGCCGCGUAUGAAUUUCACGGCAUGCUGUGCGCUCUUCCCACAAUUAGUGAUUCUGCGGAUGAUUUUACUUCAUCGAAUACGUUCGCCUCUAUUGCGGAUGGCGAAACGUGCGUGAAUGAUGACAGCGAUGACGCUGCCUCAAAGUUGGAAUCAUACCAUCUCAUAGGUUCAUCAACUUCAUCCUCAGGUAUUUCGGGAAAAAAAUACGUCAAGUUGGAAAUAUUUGAGGCUCAUUCCACGGAUACCAACACGAUCGAGUACUGCUCGACGUUUUCGUCAACCUCAAACGCCGACUUGAGCGUUUCGAUUCAAGUCACGAAUGACGUGCUCACCGAAGAUCCGUGCCACUCGACGAAAGUUGCCGGCUCGGAGUGUUACCUCGACACCGUCGACGCCGAUACUGGCUACGUUCAAUUUGGUGAGGGCACUCCUUCUACUUGUUCUUAUAAAAGCAAGCAAUUGUUAAAAAAACUCUCUGAUAAUCCGGCCUACUGCGUCGGCGACGGGUCUUUGUCGAACGAGAUGACGUAUACGAGUGAUGCGAGCGAAUGUAAAGACGUUUGCACGUCCUGCGACGAUUGCGAAGCGUACGGCGUGAAAAGCAGCGACAAAACGUGCAGAUUCUUUACAUCGACGGGUUCAUCCGAAUGGAAUUGGAACUGGUACUAUCGCGAGAAGAAGACGUGUACCAGUAGUACGGAUGCUACCAUGUAUUACGAAAUAACGUCGGAGGAUGCUAAACCAAAUCUCAUCUCGCCGUAUCGACGCACCGUCGCGUUCAAAGUCGUUCGCGACGACGGCUGGUCGACCACGACGACUUCCGUCGACCGCGAACUCGUGACUUUACGCUCAAAAGUCCGGGGCGAAAGUUCGGAGUACGCGAGCAGAUACGUCAGCCAGACGACGUUCUUCGCGACGGCGCCAAUCAGAGGUCUCGUCUAUUCAGUCGUGCACGAUCCGCCUGGCGGUAACUCGUACGCAUCCAUCGCAAAGGGAACCGCGGUAAACACGGUAGUCGAGCUCAACAAGGCGUACAGCGGCAGCGUCGGGGAAGGUUGGUCGACUAACGGCGGUUGGGGUGCGAGUAUGGAUGUAAAAACGAACAGUGAAGCUAUGAUCUCUGGUUUCGGACCAAUUAUUGGCGGAGCCAUCGAAAUUGAUACUGGAAACACGGGGGGGGGGGGGACGAGACGGUUGUUGAGUUUAGGUGCUGUUCGUGCAGCAAGUACUUUAAAAGCACGUGCUCGUGCAGCAGGUGCGCGAAAUGGGGAAGAAGGAGGAACAGGAGCAGUUAAAGCAAGUUCAAGAGAAACGACCAUAGGAUUCAGCGCAGGUCUCGAGGGCGGAGAUGAAGAGAGCGGACCGAGCGUCUCCGUGUCGACGUCGACGGGAGACGGAUGGAGUCUCGAUAUGACUUUGGAUAGGAAUAUGGAAUCUUCGCAAGAUCCCGGCAUACCGGGACGCCCGGGAGAUGUCAUUCUUGGCGGAGGUUUUGAAAUCGUGUACGUGCGCACGGACACGCUCGAUCUUAACAUUACAUCAUGCCUAACAAUUCUCGAACAAAUCACUUGGUUUCCGAGGCAACCGACGAGUUACUUCGUCAACGUGUUUACGGUUGAAGACAAAAUCAUACCCGAGCUACAAGAUUUGAAAGAGACGCUCGGUGACACUUCGACUACUGUUGAUGAGGUAUGGCCCCCUUACCCACCUCCAUCAUCUCCAUCACCUCCUUCCCCCUUAGAUGCAAGCGACGCAGUAGAUAUCGAACUAGCUAGUCAAGGGUUUUCCGAUCCCGCAAUCAAAGAGAUUUGGAUCCACCGCUUGAGCACCGCGAUCGAGGAUUGGGAAAACACGCUCGCGUGGGCUUCUCCAGACUUCAAUCCCGCGAGCGCGACGGAUGAGGCAUUGAAAGCGACCGCGUACGAUGACGCGGAGACUGAGUUGCAAUCUUCGCCCUACAUGCCGUUGACGUCUACUGAAAGCGUGUUCAGUAAAGCUUUUACUGGUCAAGAUACGCAGAUCGAUCCGGACGAGUUUGAUACCGAUUUUAAAGACAACGCUUGGGGAGAUGAUUUAGAGACGGAGUGGAACGAGCUCCCAAAUAAACUGUCCGGUUAUGGCAUGCUCCAUGAUUUCGCGGACGACCACAGCAUUUUUCAUCACGAUGAUGAAAGGGGAAAGUUUGAAAAAUUAGUUGAUAUAUCGUUACCUGCAUCCAAGGACUGGCUCUCGUCUACGAAACCACUGUACGACGAUACGUUUUCGGGAACGAAAGCAACCGUACUCAAGUCGGCGAGCGAAGAAAACACAAUAUUCAGCCGGGGUAUGAGCGCUGAAGCGACGAGUGCAGCCACAGCAGCCGAUGCGAUCUUCGGAAUUGACUCCAAUGACCCUAAUUACGGUACGACUGAGCUCUUGGACGCUUCUGUCUACGGACAUCCAGGAAGAUUCAAGUUUGAUUCAGAUUCAGAAUCCUUUACUGCAACCGAUGGGACGACGGAGUAUACCGAUCCGUUUGGUACUCCAAAUUUUGGAACAAGUGAUAUCGAGUCGGAUAUCCGUCUCACGUUCACCGGAGGUGGACACGCGCUCGAAUUUUCGACUUCAAUUUCGCAAGAAAUCGACGGCGCCUCCUGGGGUUGGGCUUUGAGUGUUUCGGACGAGAAAUCGCACUCUACCAGCGCCAGUGUUGGCAUUGCCGCGUUCAGCAUAGGUGCAGGAAAUAGCGUGUCCCAGGGCGAAGGUAUUGAUAUAGAUCGCUUGUUUGCGUGGAAUAAAUUCGGCGUCAUGGAGACGAGUUACUCGCUCGGCGACCCAGAUCACGGCGAUAAGUUCGUGGUGCAAGUCAAACACGACAAUCGGUUCGGUACGCCAAUCUUUCAAACCAUCGGCGGCUCCACGAAGUGUCCGGGAGAGCCGAACACCAUGUGGAGAGAAAAUGGAGUAUCGAUAGUAAACGUCAUGGCUGCUUCGGGUGUGGAUGCCUCGCACAUUCCACCGCAUUCCGAUGCACUUUUUGACAUCGUCAUUGAAAACCAAACGCCGUACCGAGAGAGUGCGGCGUUUGGUUUAAUCGUCGUCGCCGACGACGCGUAUUCCGGGGACGUCGGCGGGAACGCGAAUGAUUUGACUUUUAAAGUGAACGGGAACACUCUGCCUGCGUUUGGCGGUAUGUACGCCCUGAAUGAUAUUCCAUCCGUCGACGACAGCGACGCGCUGGUGCACUCCGUGAUGACUCUUCGCGUGACGAAAGGCGCGGAUUCGCAUUCCUACUCUCACCUGAGUGUAGAGCUCGUCAGCGAGUGCGAAUUUAAUAUCGGUUCGCUCUAUCGCGAUCCCAUCAGCUCGACGGCAGCCUUGGAUGGUACCGGUACCAUAACGUGGGAGCGCGUGUGUCCUCCGGUGACUUGGACGAAAACCACGUGGGACAACUACGCGGAACACACAGUCUCCUCGACAUCGUCGGAAUACUUCAACGUGACGGUGACGAACCCGGACCCGAUGAACUUGUGGACGGCUGAUGAAAUCGCCGGCGACACGUCCGGAACGAAUCAUUUGGUACAUCCUAACGUCGAUCUCGUGAGAAUCCAGUUUCGUCGACCGGGCGUUGGCGAGUGGAUCAACGCUUGGGAACCGGGAACGUGGAAUGAAGAGGAUUCAGGGGAGACAGACGAGGAUGACAAACCCAUAAUCAUCAAGUUUUGGACCGCGUUUAAUCCUGACUCGGAUGUUUUGGAAAAACCGAGCGAUAUCUUUGAUUACGUCAUUAAAGACGUCGAUCUCGUCUCGUGCUCGACGUCUCGCGGAGCCGGGUGUUCGCAAAAGUGGAACUUGAAUCGUCAGUACUUUUUGAACGGCUUGAAAGAAGGCUCUUGGGAAAUCAGAGCGAAGGUGUUUUGCUCCGGGUACGAUGCCUUCGCCACGUCUGAAGUGAGAGGGUCGGUGACGGACGAUAAUUUGAAUCUCAUCGCAGACACGAAAGCACCACGACCGACUGCCAGAGAAGUAUACGAGAACAUGGUUUUCGUUGACUUUUCCGAGCCGAUAACCUGCCCGUUGUUAUCGAGCUCGGACAUGGCAUACUCCGUGACGAGAACGAACGAUUGCGACGGGAACGCCGUGGACUCUAACGAAGCCAUAAACGCGGUCAGCGACAACUAUUUGGUAUCCCAUUACGAUUUUGAAUGUCUCACGCAAGAUGCCAACGGUCGAAACGCUUGGAUGAUGACCGUACCAAUCUCAUCGAACGCGUUGGCUGGUAAAUACACCGUGACGAUAAAAAGUGGUCACGUGACCGACGACGGAAUGAACGCGGCAUCCGAGCACACGUUCACGGAGGAAAUAAUGUGCGACUCGUCGAGCGCGAGCGCAGCGUUAUUGGGAAGCACAACAACAAAGAAAGUAUCCGAUGUAAAUGCGAGCUCAAGUAAACUUGGCAGCGCUCAUUUUCCGUUGAAACGCUUUGGGAACAUCCCGAUGAGCGCUUACGCCGCCGCAUUUUUGGCAACGCUUUUGUGCGGCGCCGCGAUGGUAUUCAAGAAAGCGACGAAAGGCAACGAAAACGAUUCGGCGAAGGAAAGCGCCGGAUUCGCUGAACUCGAAGUUUUAGAGCCUCUCGGUUCGGCGGAAUAUCCGCGAAACGAUUACGGCACAUCCGGAGAAGGAGUGUUGUGA
This is a messenger RNA of Bathycoccus prasinos, 12033 nucleotides long. RefSeq lists its product with no specific name. The record is from RefSeq and is a predicted model, not a curated record. The transcript has a single exon. NCBI's taxonomy places the organism in Eukaryota, Viridiplantae, Chlorophyta, Mamiellophyceae, Mamiellales, Bathycoccaceae. Gene Ontology annotation, molecular function: calcium ion binding. The coding region runs from base 1 to 12033 and encodes 4010 amino acids.